Molecule: messenger RNA, 2324 nt
Organism: Arachis stenosperma
Lineage: Eukaryota; Viridiplantae; Streptophyta; Magnoliopsida; Fabales; Fabaceae
Product: pentatricopeptide repeat-containing protein At5g66631
Exons: 1
Coding region: 18-1997 (659 amino acids)
Molecular function (GO): protein binding
Source: RefSeq, a predicted model, not a curated record
UUUGCCUCACCCAGUUAAUGACCAUGCGGUUCAGGAUCUUGUUCUUCUGCAAGGUUAACCUCGCCAACAGGUUAACCCUGCAAUUGCAACAAGUUCGUUCCUAUGCCCGCAAUCCCUUUCCCAACAGAGUCUCUCACUACCUCUACCGUGCCAAGCUCAUUGACUCCAUUCGACUCUCUCUGCGCUCGAACAACCCCAACUCACUCUCCACUCUCCUGAACGAUCGUCUUCUUGAUUCCUUCGUUAUCACUCAGGCCCUGCGUUCUGCUCCUUCCGCCGACUCUGCUAUCUCUUUUCUCAAUGCCCUUCAGGAAAGUCCCCGUUUUUCGCAUACCCAACACACCCUUCAUGCUCUUGCUACUGUUCUUGCCAGGUCUGGUCGAACCUCUGAGCUCAACUCCCUCAUUGAUGCUAUUCGUGCCAAACAGUUCGGCAAUGUUAAGAUCAGCUUCAUGAAUCUCAUGAACUGGCAUGCUGCUGCUGGGGACCUUGAUUCUGUUCUUGCUGUUUGGGAUGAGUAUAGGCUUGCCAACAACCGUGUCUGCACUGAGUCUUAUAACAUUGUCAUGGCUCUUUCUGCGCAAAUGGGGAAGGACUAUGAAGUUGUAAGAUCAUUCUAUAGGAUGAUUGAUGAAGGAUUGCUUCCUAAUUGCAGAAGCUAUAGUAUAGUAAUUGAGCACCUUGUAAAAUCUGGAAAAGUAUUGGAAGCAUUGGAGGUUUUUAAAAUGCUGCCUUCAAUGAGGAUCAAACGCACUUUGAAACAGUACACUGUUCUGAUUGACUGUUUCAUUGCCUGCAAACGGUUUGAUGAAGUGAAAACCUUGCUUGAUGAAAUGCAAAUUGAUGGAAUACUGCCAAGUCGAGCAAUGUGUUUGUUGCUUCAGAAGAUGCAGGAGGAAGGAUUUCUCAAAGAGAGUGUCUUAUUGUUCAGGGAAACUCUGCAAGAUGAAAGAAUAAAGAAUGUGAUAUAUUCUGUAGAAAGAUGUGUUGAUGAUGAGGAAGAGGAUGAAGAUGAAAAUGUAAGCCAUGCUAGUCAAUGUGAUCAUACUGAUGAGGUUCAGUUAAAACCAUGGAUGGAUCCACAUGCUUUGGCUAGUGCCUUACAGAAUUGGAGUCCUGAUGAGGUAUCGGCACUUGAGGGUGCAAACUUUGUGUGGACAACCAGGUUGGUCUGCAAGAUACUUAGAAGUUUCAAGUCACCAGAAACCGCAUGGAAUUUCUUCUGUUGGGUUGCUUGUCAACCAGGUUUCACGCAUGAUAUAUACACAGUACAAAGAAUUAUGACCCUUCUAGCACGCCAUGGUCGUACUGAAUUGGUUGAUAGGCUCAUCUCCAAAAUCAGAAUGGAGGAAAUGAGACUGCCAUUCAGCACCAUCAGGCUAAUCAUCGACUUUUAUGGGAUUUCAAAAAAUGCUGAUGCUGCUCUAAAGGUUUUCAAUGAUGUUCGAAUACUUUGUGGGCCCAUAUCAAAAUCUAAUCUGAUGCUUUUGUAUUCUUCUCUCUUAAGAACAUUAACCAAAUGUGGAAGGAAUUCCGAUGCCCUGGAUAUACUCGAUCAGAUGAUCUUGAAUGAUAUUUGCCCUGAUAUGCAAACCUUUUCAGGACUAAUGCACUAUUUUUCGAACCUUGGGGAUAUAAAAACAGUGCAGAGACUCUUUGCAAUGGUUAGGCAGAGUGGUGUGGAGCCAGAUGCUUAUCUCUAUAAGGUGCUUAUCCAAGGUUACUGCAAGUCAAAAAGAGCUGCACUAGCAUGGAGGCUAUUUGAAGAUAUGAGGAAUUCAGGUCUGAUGCCUGAUUCUGCCACAAAAGAAUUGCUAGUGAAAAGCCUCUGGAAAGAAGGGAGACGAAGAGAAGCUGCAGCUAUUGAAGAGAGUUGUGAGGAAGUAAAUGUGGUACUUCCGCAUGCAUUGCGUGGUCAUGAAUGGACUGUCAGCUCUGCUGAUCUCUCAAAAGUUUAUAAUCUUUAUUCCGAUUGUUUUGCUUCAAAUGGUGGCUAGAGUUAUAGACGGGGUCUGAUAUGAUAGAUUUUUGGUUUCUUCGUUUAUCAAACUUCAGCACACACUCUAACAGGUAUGAAACAUACAGAAUCCCUUAACUUGGGAUUUGAAGGGAGGAGGUGGUAAGGGAUGCAAAAUAUUGUUUAAAAUUUCAGUUUUCAGUAAAUAUUUGUGUUCUGCAAACUCGUUUUGACCAGAGCAUCAGUUAAUAUUCAAAAGUGAGCCCUUGUUGUACUGGCUAGUGUAGGUUUCUUUGUAUGUAAUUACUUAUUAGUCAAGUGCCUGAAAUUAACUUUGCUUAAUCAUAAUUAAUGAAUGACUAGUUGA